AAGUCGGUGACUACACCUUGUUUUCGUGCAUGGAUCAUGAGCUAUGUACGAAUUUCUAUAUGAACUCGUAUUGACCACGAAAUCCUCGGCUUGAUCGAUUCAUCUCCUAACACUUCCGAAGCUCAAGUACGAUUGAAUUCCGAGGCAAUUUCGAGCAUACAAGAUCAUCAUAAUCUGGAGUUUAAGCUGGUGUGAAAGUCUCAAACAUGUCGGCCGACGGCAGCGAUCUACUAGCACCACCCAAGUCGGUGACCCUAAUAAGUGCACGUCUCGUGCUCUCUACGCUCCAGAUGUCCGAUCUGCUGGACCUGAUGCCUAUUUUGACCAGCAGCGAUGUGAUGCAAUGGACCUCGUCGGGACCAAUCGCAAACGAGCAGCAAGGCAGAACUUGGCUCAGUUCCCGGGCGCUAGGUACAGACGUUUUUAACUUCGCUAUUCGAGAACGACAUGAAUACAACAGGGACGGGGAACGAGGCACGAUUAUUGGUAUCUUGGGCAGUCCGGAUUGGCCAGAAGUUGGGUAUCUCAUGCGACCUGGCUAUGCUGGGAAGGGAUUUGCGACUGAAGCUUUGAGCAUCUUCAUCCCUGCCUUCUUUGAGAGAGUCCCUUCGGCGCUUGUAUCGACGGUCGAUGGUGCAAGCGGAGGUGGAGCGCAAGGCGUCGGUUAUGACUAUCUUGAAGCUUUAGUGGACGUGGAGAAUAUUGGGAGCCAGCGCGUGCUCGAGAAAUGCGGCUUCACGAAGGUGCUGGUGAGCGAAAAUGAUUUCGAAAACAGCAUGGGCCUUCGCUCGACGGCGUUGUUCCGCAUAGCUAGACCGGGGAGAACGCUGCCGGAACUCGGCCUCCUCGUGGGCGACGGUGUCGUUCCCUGGAGCGAGGAGGCUAAGCCACCGAUCCAGUGACACGCUGGCGCGAACUGCGAUAAAUGCCUCGUCGGAGGAUUAUUACUGCGCAGCAUCGUUUGACUACCAACGGCACUGGGCCAAUAUAUCCCUCUCCACGUGCCCGAAAACAACAUCGCAA
This is a messenger RNA of Dissoconium aciculare CBS 342.82, 1023 nucleotides long. Its product is annotated as acyl-CoA N-acyltransferase. Gene Ontology annotation, molecular function: acyltransferase activity, transferring groups other than amino-acyl groups. The record is from RefSeq and is a predicted model, not a curated record. The transcript is spliced from 4 exons. Bases 207 to 902 code for a protein of 231 amino acids. NCBI's taxonomy places the organism in Eukaryota, Fungi, Ascomycota, Dothideomycetes, Mycosphaerellales, Dissoconiaceae.